Messenger RNA from Onthophagus taurus, 3478 nucleotides. RefSeq names its product sodium chloride cotransporter 69 (gene Ncc69). Gene Ontology annotation, molecular function: sodium:potassium:chloride symporter activity. Gene Ontology annotation, biological process: potassium ion import across plasma membrane; sodium ion homeostasis; chloride ion homeostasis. Gene Ontology annotation, cellular component: membrane. Lineage: Eukaryota; Metazoa; Arthropoda; Insecta; Coleoptera; Scarabaeidae. The record is from RefSeq and is a predicted model, not a curated record.
CCGCGAUCCGCGAAUACGACGAGUGCGUAAGUGUGUUUUCAAUGUCGUUAGUUUAAAAUUAAAAAGCACGUGGAAUAAAAUCUAAGAUUUUAAAACAUUCUUUUAAACAAGAUAUGUCUAUUUCUAAUGGUGAUUUAACCAACCCAGUUAAAGAAACAGUCGAAAUGGACCCUUUGGUGGAUAAACACACGCGUUUUCAAGUGAAUAGAGUCACCAAUAGCCCCGAGAGGGGCGAAAAUUCUCUUAUCGUUGAUAUUAAAGAGGAUGACGACGAGGAGGUUUUGGCGUAUUCAAUUUCGGAUCGAACCCGAUUGAAUUCCGAUUCCGAUACGAAAUAUGGAAAAAGUUUCAGGCAUUUUACCAGAGAAGCACUUCCCCGAUUAGAUAAUUACCGAAACAUCAUGUCUUUACAAGCGGCGAAUCGUCCAACUUUGGAUGAAUUGCACAACGCAACUUUACCGAACAAAAUGCAAACACCAACUCAUGAAAAAAAUGGUUUACCAAUAUCCGAAGGACAAUUAAAAUUCGGUUGGAUUCAAGGCGUUUUAGUAAGAUGUCUUUUAAAUAUAUGGGGAGUGAUGCUGUUUUUAAGACUUUCUUGGGUUGUUGCUCAAGCGGGUGUCGGCGAAAGUAUUUUAUUAAUUCUAACCACGACAUGUGUAACCGCGAUAACAUCGUUAUCCAUGUCCGCUAUAAGCACAAAUGGUGUUAUAAAAGGUGGCGGAACUUAUUAUAUGAUUUCGCGAAGUUUAGGCCCUGAAUUUGGGGGCUCAAUCGGAUUAAUAUUUUCUUUGGCUAACGCUGUUGCGUGCGCUAUGUACGUUGUUGGUUUUUGCGAAGCGUUACAAGAUCUUCUCGGCACAUUUAACGUAAAAAUCGUCGAUGGAAACGUUCAAGAUAUUCGAAUAAUCGGGGCGAUUACUUUGGUGGUGAUCACCGGGAUUGUUAUUUUUGGGUUAAAAUGGGAAGCGAAAGCGCAAAAUGUUUUAUUAGUUAUUUUAUUGGUGGCUAUUGUUGAUUUCUUUAUUGGGAGCUUAAUUGGGCCCAAAAAUGAGCACGAUAUUCAAAGAGGAUUUAUUGGAUAUAACGUGAGCUUAUUUAAUGAAAAUUUUUUCCCGGAUUAUCGCGUAUUCGAGGGUGUUCAUCACAAUUUCUUUUCGGUUUUUGCGAUAUUUUUUCCUGCGGCAACUGGAAUUUUAGCAGGGGCAAAUAUUUCCGGCGAUUUAAGAGAUCCUCAAAAAGCUAUUCCUAAGGGAACACUUCUCUCAAUCCUUUUAACGAGUUUAUCGUAUAUUUUAAUCGCUAUAGUUUGCGGUUUUACUGUAAUGAGAGAAAACAUCGUUUGCGAAAAUUCAACUGGGGUUGCAGAAAUGAUUUUAGACAACUUUACACAAAAUGGAACUUGUCAUGUUUAUGGAUCCCAUCACAGCUUUCAAGUUAUCGAAUUGGUUUCAUAUUUUGGCCCAUUAAUUUACGCGGGAUGUUUCGCGGCUACUUUAUCAUCAGCUUUGGCUUCUUUAGUAUCAGCGCCGAAAGUAUUUCAAGCUUUGUGCGAAGAUAAAUUGUAUCCGUACAUAUUUUGGUACGCAAAGGGGUACGGCCAAAACAACGAACCCGUUCGAGGGUACAUUUUAACGUUCGUUAUUGCGAUGGGAUUUAUUUUAAUCGGGGAAUUGAACUUAAUCGCCCCGUUAAUUUCGAAUUUCUUCUUAGCCGCGUACAUGUUAAUCAAUUUCUCUACAUUCCAUGCCUCUUUAGCUAAACCGGUCGGUUGGAGACCUACCUUUAAAUAUUAUAAUAUGUGGUUGAGUUUAUUGGGGGCGAUAAUGUGCGUUUUGGUGAUGUUUUUGAUUUCGUGGUGGACCGCUUUAAUAACAUUCGCGGCCGUUUUGGCUCUAUAUCUAAUUGUGUCGAUAAGAAAACCCGCUGUUAAUUGGGGAUCAACAACUCAAGCCCAAAUUUAUAAAAACGCACUUCAAGCUGUGCAUCAAUUAAACUCGGUUGAGGAUCAUGUUAAAAAUUAUCGGCCACAAAUUUUAGUUUUAUCUGGGAUGCCAAGCGCUCGCCCUGCUUUAGUGGAAAUCGCACAUUUAUUAACUAAAAAUAUUUCAAUGUUAGUUUGUGGCCAUAUUAACGCAAGCCCUUUACACCAAAGAAUAAGAAAUUUGUUAAAUUACAAAGCAAACAGUUGGUUGAGAGCUUUAAAAAUAAAAGCUUUUUAUAUGCAAGUUGAUGGGUUAUCGUUUGAAGAAGGUGCAAGGGCUUUAUUAAAAGCGUCUGGAAUUGGGAAAUUAAGACCGAACAUUUUAUUAAUGGGACAUAAAUCGGAUUGGCAAAAAUGCCCAAAAGAAGAUUUAGAUCAAUAUUUCGAAGUUUUGCAUACAUCAUUCGAUUUACAUUUAAGUGUUGGAAUUCUUCGUAUGCAAAACGGUUUAGAUUUUAGUGAAAAAACUGAAGACGGUGAUAAUCUCCCAAGAAACGCUUCAUACAGUCAAAUAUCGCAAGCAAGCAGUAACAGCGAUAUUUACAUCCCGGAAACUCCGCGAUCUCGUACUAAAGAAAACACGAUCAGUACUUGUCCUAAUCCAGAGGAAGAGGAUGGAUUAAAAAAGAAAAAUUCGGUUACAGAUGAAGGUGGUGAUGAUGAAGAAGAAUCGAUUACGAAAGAUAAAUUGGAAAGGAUGUUUCCGUUCCAAAAGAAACAGAAAAAAACGGGAACGAUUGAUGUUUGGUGGUUGUACGACGAUGGUGGAUUAACUUUAUUAUUACCGUACAUUAUUUCAACGCGAAGGAAUUGGAACCACUGCAAAUUAAGAGUGUUUACUUUAGCCAAUAAAAGAGAUGAAUUAGAAAUCGAACAUAUGAAUAUGGCCAGUUUAUUAAGCAAGUUUAGAAUCGAUUACUCGGAUUUGCAGAUAGUUCCAGAUAUUACCAAUAAACCGGCUGAUGAAACACAAACAUUUUUCGAAGGAUUAAUUGAGGAUUUUCGUAAACCAGAUAAUGAAUUGAUUACUGAAUCGGAAUUAUUAGCAGUGAAAGAUAAAACAAAUAGACAUAUGAGAUUAAGAGAGCUUUUAUUGGAAUAUUCCCACGAAGCUAGUUUGGUGGUAAUGUCAUUACCAAUGCCGCGUAAGAAUAUAGUUUCAGCUCCGCUUUAUUUAGCUUGGCUGGAAUUAUUAACGAAAGAUAUGCCACCGAUUUUAUUGGUCCGAGGGAAUCAAACGUCGGUUUUAACCUUUUAUUCUUAAAUGAAGGUAUUUUUUAUAUAAUACGGGUGGUUUUUUUGUGUAGUACAAGUCGAUGUCUUCAUGCUGGACAUGAUCAUAUUAAUUAAUUAUUCAAUUUUUUUAUUUUUAUCUUAUUGUGCACCGAUUUAUAGUAUUUUUUACCACAAUUAUAAUUAUAUCUAACCUUAUUUUGUAAUGUUAUGUAUUCUUUUUUGUAACAAAACGUUUCUGGUAAUAUGUUUUUCUUUCUU